AUGAAGACAACUCUGCUCCCGAGAGUUGCCGCCCCAUCGCCCUCGGUUUUGAGCUUCCUGCGAGCUCAAGUCAAUAAUGUUUUGGCAUCGCCAAUUGCGCAAUGCGCCCACGCCACUGGGCAGCGCCGCGGCCAUAGUAUCGUCAGUCAGAUAGGACGGAACCCAGGAAAUACGUCGCUCGGAAGGAUCACAAGCUACUUGAACAACAGAGGCGCCUCUGAGGGAAAAAGAUUCGUGACCUCAAACUGUCUAGUCGAGCAGAAGGUCUCUCAGCCUACUCUUGACCGUUCGCUUGUCCUUUGCCGCACCCCGCAAGUCUCGUUGCAGCAUGCCGAAUACUUCGCCCAUCGCUCGUUUUCCACGACGCGCGCCAACAAUGGAUGGAAUAUUUUCAAGUCUGCGAAGAUGCGGAAGCUGGCGCAAUUGCAACCGCCACCUCCUCCACCAGAUGAUUCGUCUUCAAGCUCGGCAGUAUUUGGCAGUAGUCUCGGGCGUAUCUCGCGGCCGACCAACGAGCUGAAGAUGCGCUGCACGGAAUUAGACGAGCAUGGCAACGUUACGCUUGUUAGUGGCGAGUUCAAGAAGAGCGAGUUGAUCGCAAAGUACGGUCUUCUUCCGCGCGACCUCCGCAAGAUCGACUCCUCGCUCCUCCCUCAUAUUCUAGUCCGACCAUCUGCGAUUCUCAUCAACCUUCUCAAUCUGCGGGUGUUGCUGAAACACAAUCGCGUCCUCGUAUUCGACGCAUACGGCACCACCGACUCAAAGUCACAGUCUGUGUUCAUGUACGAUCUUGACCUCCGACUUCGUCAGAAAGAAUCGACUCUGAACGGUGCCCUCGCAUACGAAUUUCGAGCGCUUGAAGCCGUCUUGAUUAGCGUGACACUGAGCUUGGAAAAGGAAUUCGAAGGAGUUAGCGAGCCAGUUGUGCGCGUCUUGAGGGAGCUCGAAGAAGACAUCGACCGCGACAAGCUCAGGUACCUGCUGAUUUACAGCAAGAAACUGGGUAGCUUUGAACAAAAGGCAAGAUUGGUUAGAAAUGCACUGGAAGAAUUGCUGGAAGCCGACGACGACUUGAGCGCCAUGUACUUGACUGAAAAGGCAGAGGGCAAGGUGCGCGAGGACGACGACCACACUGAAGUCGAGAUGCUCCUGGAAUCGUACCACAAAGUUGCCGAUGAAAUUGUACAGGCGGCUGAGAACUUGGUAUCCAGCAUCAGGAACACUGAGGAGAUUGUCAAGGCUAUUCUCGACGCCAACCGCAACUCGCUCAUGCUCCUCGACCUCAAGUUCUCUAUCCUCACACUCGCGAUAACAGCCGGUACCUUUGUCGCAGCACUCUACGGUAUGAACCUGAAAAACUUCAUUGAGGAAUCCGACUAUGGGUUCUACGGCAUCAGCGCUUGGUGCUCCGUCUUUGGUGCUCUCGUCGCAGUGUAUGGCCUGCUUAGGCUGCGCAAGGUCCAGCGCGUCAGCAUGUACGGCCACGGCCCUGGUGCGCUUGUUGCUCGCGAGCCCACUAGGCCAGCGAUGCCUGCAGGAGGAGGAUGGGGCCUUGGAGCCUGGGGUGGUGGCAGUAGGAACGGUGUCAGUAGAGGAGACAUGCACCCUAUGAUGCAUCCUGGAGCACAUGACUUGGGUAGUAUGGCUAAGAGAAAGGAUUCGCUCGCUAGUAUUAUGGAAAGAGAGAGGGCAAUGGCGAGGAAGAUGGCAAAGGGCGACUACAGAGGCGACGAUGGCAGGAGAAACUAG
Messenger RNA from Exserohilum turcica Et28A, 1749 nucleotides. RefSeq lists its product as uncharacterized. The coding region runs from base 1 to 1749 and encodes 582 amino acids. The record is from RefSeq and is a predicted model, not a curated record. Gene Ontology annotation, biological process: mitochondrial magnesium ion transmembrane transport. NCBI's taxonomy places the organism in Eukaryota, Fungi, Ascomycota, Dothideomycetes, Pleosporales, Pleosporaceae. The transcript is spliced from 3 exons. Gene Ontology annotation, cellular component: mitochondrial inner membrane. Gene Ontology annotation, molecular function: magnesium ion transmembrane transporter activity.